GGGCUCAACCAGUAGCGUACUGCCUGUGUAAAGUGGAAAAAAUCAAAAAUUGUGUGUCUCAUGUCUCAGAAGCCGGCAGCAGACGAAGCGAGACGGAAAAGCAAAAAUUCGGUGCAAAAAAAACUGCGCAUUAGACUCUCAGAAGCCGCAAGCAGAGGAAGCGAGACAGCGAGGGGGUGAAAAGAACCGAGAAAAAAGGGUUGUUUCAAGCCGGCUGCCCACAAGAGUAUUGCGCAGUAGAAUUAUAAUGGAAAAUACAAGUGGACCACCAGCCGGGAAUAUGCAGCAAAACGCGAACGAGGAAGCGAUGAGGUCAACACUCCUAGAAGAAAACACACAGACGCUCCAACAGCUGGUUCAACUGCUCUCGAUGAAAAUAAAUGCUGAUGAAAUAGACAAGAAAAAUGAUGCAAAGCUGGUAGUGGAAAAUUUUGCCAAAAUUAUUCCAGAAUUCAACGGAGAAAAUAUGUCGGUACAGCAGUGGUUUAUUAACUUCGAGCUAAGCGCUGAAGCAUACGGACUAAAUGACAAACAAAAAUACGUGCAAGCCCGAGCAAAAAUGACAGGUACAGCCGCUCUUUUUCUCGAGUCCACAGCAGUGUAUGAGUACGGCCAAUUGCGUCACCAACUUUUACAGGAGUUUGAGUGUGAGCGUUUAUGCAGUGCGCAAAUUCACAAUCAACUGCCUAUGCGAGUGAAGAUGGCCGGCGAAAGUUUUCACGAAUAUAUACUACAGAUGAAACGCAUUGCUGCACGUGGGACAACAGACACGGAGUCGGUGAUUCGAUACAUCGUCGACGGACUGAAUUUAAAAAUGGAUUAUAAGUACACCUUGUAUGGAUGCAGCUCAUACAAGCAGCUGCGAGAGAAGUACGAAAUCUACGAAAGAACGCUCGCGGUUGAUGGGGGUUUGGCCCCAAAACAAAAAGACUCACAGCCGUUCGGAAAGAAGUCCAAUUUCACCAAAUAUGAAAGGAAGCAACACUGCUACAAUUGUGGAUCCCAGGAGCAUCUACGCAAGGAUUGCCGAGCUGCAUUAAAGUGUUCCCGCUGCAAUCAGACUGGACACAUGUCUAAGGAUUGCCCGAGUGCUGCUGCCAUAAACGUUGCAUACGAAGAAAAACGCCUGAAGUCUCUUAAAAUUAACGACGUGCAAGUCAAGGGGCUCAUAGACACCGGUGCAGAUGUUUCCCUAUUAAAGAUGUCAGUGUUCGGCAAAAUGAGUGGUAUCCAUCUGCAAGACAGUUCGUCAACUUUGAGGGGACUUGGAAACAACAUCACACGCUCCGCUGGGCAGUUUACGGCAAAAGUGGAGAUCGACGGAAUGCGACUGGCACACAAAUUCCUUGUGGUGGCCGAUCAUGCCGUCGGAUGCGAAUUGUUGCUGGGACACGACUUUAUAUCCAAGUUCACAAUGACAUCAACCCCAGGAGGAUAUAAGUUUUCUCCACUGCCGGGGGAGGAAACUGAGGACACCAAACAGAUAAGUAUUUACAACGUGGUCGAAGCAAAUACUGACAUAAACAUUCCAUCGCAGUUCAGAGAUGCCGUCCAAUCAAUGAUUCAGGACUUUACUGAAAAGAAGCAGACUGCAGUGUGCCCGAUCAUGCUGAAGAUCGUACCGGACGAGAAAAUAGCGCCGUUUCGACAUUCGCCAAGUCGAGUGGCCAUCAGCGAAGCCGACGUUGUCAAGCAGCAGAUCGAUGAAUGGGCCAACGCUGGGAUAAUACGACGCUCAUCAUCAAAUUUCGCCAGUCGGACUGUAAUUGUCAAGAAAAAGGAUGGGAGCAGCCGGGUCUGCGUGGACUAUCGUCAGUUGAACAAGAUGGUCUUGAAAGAUUGCUUUCCCGUUCCAAUCGUUGAAGAGGGGCUGGAAAAACUGGAAAAUGCUAAAGUGUUCACCAUCAUGGACUUGGAAAAUGGGUUUUUCUACGUUCCUGUGGAAGAAAGCAGCAAAAAAUAUACGGCGUUCAUAACGAAGGAAGGCCUCUUUGAGUUCAACCGUGCGCCUUUCGGUUUUUGCAAUUCGCCAGCAGUUUUCAUCCGUUUUAUAAGGUCAAGAAUGUACAGGUCGUUAUACACGAUGAAACCGCCGACGAAUGCCUGGGAAAGCUGAAGAAGGUUUUUGAUGCAGCAGCUGAAUACGGGCUGAAGAUGAAGUGGAAGAAGUGCCGAUUUCUGCAGUCGACCAUUACAUUUUUGGGUCAUCAAGUUGGAGGAGGUGAAAUCAAGCCUGGAUUGGAGAAAACCAAAGCCGUCAGCAAGUUCCCGAUGCCGAAAAACAUAAAGGCUGUGCAGUCGUUUUUAGGAUUAACUGGGUUUUUCCGUAAAUUCAUAAGAAACUAUUCGCUAAUCGCCAAACCACUGACCAAUCUGCUGCGAAAAGAUGUCCCAUUUAAAAUGAGUCUGGAGGAGCAGCAGGCGUUCGCUACGUUAAAGGAAGCAUUGGUGAAAGAGCCGGUCUUGAAACUUUAUCGCAGGAAUGCAAAAACCGAGAUACACACUGAUGCGUCAAAGGACGGGUUUGCAGCGGCGUUGUUACAAUGGCACGAAGGACAAUUGCAUCCGAUCUUAUUCUGGAGUAAGAAAACCUCGGAGUCUGAAGCACGACAGCAUAGCUAUAUACAAGAAGCCAAAGCAAUUUUCCUAGCGUGCAAAAAAUUUCGUCAGUACAUACUUGGAACCAACUUUAAGCUCGUAACGGAUUGCGCUGCUUUCAAGCAAACGUUAAGCAAGAAGGACGUUCCGCGGGAGGUAGCCCAAUGGGUCCUGUACUUGCAGGACUACGACUUUGAAGUGGAACACAGACCAGGAGAACGGCUGAAGCAUGUGGAUUGCCUGAGUAGGUACCCAAUUGAUGUCAUGAUGGUAUCUUCGGAAGUCACAGCAAGAAUUAAGAAAGCCCAGCAGGAGGAUACGAUGAUCAAAGCAGUUUCCGAAAUUUUGAAAAGUAAACCAUAUGAGAACUUUAAGUUGAAAGCUGGUCUCGUAUACAAAAUGGUGCAAGGCACGGACUUGCUGGCAAUACCGAAGUCAUUAGAAAAAGAAAUAAUAACCGACGCUCACAAUGCAGGACACUUUGCCGCUCAAAAAACAAUGCAUACCGUACAGCAGAGCUAUUGGAUUCCACAUCUGGAAGGAAAAGUAAUGCAGAUCAUAGGAAA
This is a messenger RNA of Drosophila miranda, 3164 nucleotides long. RefSeq lists its product as uncharacterized. Gene Ontology annotation, molecular function: zinc ion binding; nucleic acid binding; aspartic-type endopeptidase activity. The transcript has 2 exons. Gene Ontology annotation, biological process: proteolysis. Bases 248 to 2116 code for a protein of 622 amino acids. The record is from RefSeq and is a predicted model, not a curated record. NCBI's taxonomy places the organism in Eukaryota, Metazoa, Arthropoda, Insecta, Diptera, Drosophilidae.